Yamadazyma tenuis ATCC 10573 is the source of this 1019-nucleotide messenger RNA. NCBI's taxonomy places the organism in Eukaryota, Fungi, Ascomycota, Pichiomycetes, Serinales, Debaryomycetaceae. The record is from RefSeq and is a predicted model, not a curated record.
GCGAAUAUACUCACUUUUCUUUUCAUCAAUUGAAUCCAUACAAUGGCCUACGAAAGCUUCAUCAACCCCAAAUUAGGACCUUUGCCCAUCAAGGCCCCAGAACCCAAAAAGAACGUCUUGGACUUGUUCAGCUUGAAGGGUAAAGUUGCAUCCGUGACAGGAUCAAGUGGAGGCAUUGGGUUGGCGGUGGCCGAAGCGUACGCCCAAGCCGGUGCCGACGUGGCCAUUUGGUACAACUCCAAGCCUGCCGACGACAAGGCCGAGCAGAUUGCCAAAGAAUGGGGAGUCAAGUGCAAAGCCUACAAAUGUAAUAUUUCCGACUCCGACUCUGUUGAACAAACCAUCGACCAGAUCGAAAAAGACUUUGGCACCAUCGACAUUUUUGUGGCUAAUGCCGGGGUUCCCUGGACAGUGGGAGAAAUGAUUCACGCCGAAAACCAUGAUACUUGGCAUAAGGUGAUUGACCUCGACUUUACUGGUGUAUAUUACUGUGCUAAACAUGUGGGUAAGAUUUUCGAGAAAAACGGCAAGGGAUCGUUGAUUUUGACGGCCUCGAUGUCGGGACACAUUGUCAACUUUCCUCAAAGACAAGCUCCUUACAAUGCUGCCAAAGCGGCGGUGGUGCACUUGGGGAAGUCGUUGGCGGUGGAAUGGUCUCAUUUCGCCAGAGUCAAUACCAUUUCUCCCGGGUACAUUGUGACAGAGAUCCUGGAGUUUGUGGACGCUAAUGAGAAGCAGACCUGGCACAAAAUGACACCUUUAGGCAGAGAAGGUACCACCCAAGAAUUGGCGGGGGCUUACUUGUACUUGGCCAGUGAUGCCAGUACUUAUACCACCGGGUCUGAUAUCAUUGUUGACGGGGGUUACUGUGCUCCAUGAACCUGGGAAUAUAUAGGAGCUCAAUGUACGCUCAUAGACCAUAGUGUAGUAUGUGAAAUGACCCUGGUAGAAGCACCGAGCCCGCGGUAGUACCGCCGACUCCCGCUACAAAAUACACCGCGCUCGCCCACCACCGCCAA